AUGAGUUUGCGGCUUCACGGGAGCGCUGUAAUGUGAAAAGCCGCAUUUGCACUAUUAGUACUAUCACACUAAAAAGAAAAACACGAGAGCGCGUUUCUUUUCUCUUCACGUCUCUAGUCAUAUCCUGAGAGUGGAUUAACACAUUUAAGUGCUACAGCCAUGUCCAGGCCAGCGGGAGGCAGUGUUAAUGAUGUCACCCGCUUCCUGUCCACGGGGGCCGGGCCUGGGUCACCAACCUCAGUGUUCUCCGCCUCCAGCCAAGCUGAUUGGGCGGCUAAGAGACUCGUAUGGGUGCCUUCAGAGAAACAUGGGUUUGAGUCUGCAAGCGUGCGCGAGGAACGGGGCGACGAGGUGGAGGUGGAGCUUACAGACAGUGGGAAGAAGCUGACGCUUUCGAGAGAGGAGCUCCAGCGGAUGAACCCGCCCCGAUUCAGUAAAGUGGAAGACAUGGCCGACCUCACGUGCCUCAAUGAGGCCUCUGUCUUACACAACCUACGAGAGAGAUACUAUUCAGGACUCAUAUAUACAUACUCCGGCCUGUUUUGUGUGGUGAUCAACCCCUAUAAGAACCUGCCCAUCUACACAGAAUCCAUCAUAGAGAUGUAUCGUGGGAAGAAACGGCACGAGAUGCCUCCACAUAUCUACGCCAUAUCGGAGGCGGCCUACAGGAGCAUGCUGCAAGACAGAGAAGAUCAGUCCAUCCUGUGCACAGGGGAAUCUGGUGCAGGAAAGACAGAGAACACAAAAAAAGUGAUUCAGUAUCUGGCACAUGUGGCGUCCUCACACAAGUCUGGCACUCUGGGACGUCCCAAAGACAGCGCCCUGCAGAUGGAUGGUACUCGCUCUCUGGGUCGUGGCAGUAGCGCUGUGAACAGGACUGUGCAGUAUGGGGAACUGGAGAGACAGUUACUGCAAGCAAACCCCAUUCUUGAGGCCUUUGGCAAUGCCAAAACCGACAAAAAUGACAACUCUUCCAGAUUUGGCAAAUUCAUCAGAAUCAAUUUUGAUGUUGCUGGAUAUAUUGUUGGUGCUAAUAUUGAGACCUAUUUGCUGGAGAAGUCUCGAGCCAUUCGUCAGGCUAAAGACGAGCGAACCUUCCAUAUCUUCUACCAGCUCCUCUCUGGGGCUACUGAUGCCAUGAGAAAGGAGCUUCUGCUGGGCAGUGCGGAUCAGUACCGCUUCCUCUGCGGGGGGUCACUUCCUGUUCCGGGUCAGAGUGAUUCAGAAAACUUUACUCAGACGAUGGAUUCGGUGACUAUCAUGGGCUUCACCCCGGAAGAGUCCACAUCCAUGUUAAAGGUGAUCUCUGCAGUGCUGCAGUUUGGGAACAUCACGUUUCACAAAGAGAAGAACACAGAUCAGGCCUCAAUGCCAGAUGACACGGCAGCACAGAAACUCUGCCACCUGCUGGGCAUCAGUGUGCUGGAGUUCAGCCGAGCCAUUCUCACUCCCCGCAUCAAAGUGGGCCGCGAGUACGUCCAGAAGGCCCAGACCAAGCAGCAGGCUGACUUUGCAGUGGAGGCUUUGGCGAAGGCCACAUAUGAGCGUCUGUUCCGCUGGCUGGUGCACCGGAUCAACAGAGCCCUGGACCGCAGACAGCGCCAGGGGGCCUCCUUCAUCGGGAUCCUGGACAUCGCCGGAUUUGAGAUCUUCCAGCUGAACUCGUUUGAACAGUUAUGCAUCAACUACACUAACGAAAAACUACAGCAGCUGUUCAAUCACACCAUGUUUGUACUGGAGCAAGAGGAGUACCAGCGAGAGGGCAUCGAGUGGAACUUCAUCGACUUUGGUCUGGAUCUGCAGCCCUGUAUCGACCUCAUUGAGAGACCGGCUCAUCCUCCUGGCGUCCUGGCGUUGUUGGAUGAGGAGUGUUGGUUUCCGAGGGCAACUGAUCGCUCAUUUGUGGACAAGCUGUCAGCUGAGCAGGGUUCACACCCAAAGUUCAUGCGGCCGAGGCAGCUUAAAGAAGAGGCAGACUUCUCCAUUAUACACUAUGCCGGCAAGGUGGACUAUAAGGCAGAUGAGUGGUUGAUAAAGAACAUGGAUCCAUUAAAUGAUAACGUUGCAUCUCUCCUGCAUCAGUCAUCUGAUCCUUUCAUCUCUGAGCUGUGGAGGGAGGAUAUUCAAACUCUUCCUCGCGUCUACUUUUUUGACUCUUAUGCCACACUGCAAACCAAUGGCACUGACAGCAUGGAGAGGAUUGUGGGUCUGGAUCAGGUGUCGUCUGGAGAGAGCAGUGGGCCGGUGAGUUUUGGGGCCGCUGGGCUCAAGACGAAGAAGGGCAUGUUUCGCACAGUGGGACAACUCUAUAAAGAGUCCCUCACUAAACUAAUGGCCACCCUCCGCAACACCAACCCCAACUUCCUGCGCUGCAUCAUCCCUAACCAUGAGAAAAGGGCAGGGAAGUUGAGUCCUCAUCUGGUUCUGGAUCAGCUAAGGUGUAACGGGGUCCUGGAGGGGAUCAGGAUCUGCAGACAGGGCUUCCCGAACCGCAUCCCAUUUCAGGAGUUCAGACAGAGGUAUGAGAUCUUGACUCCAAAUGCUAUUCCCCGUACCUUUAUGGAUGGCAAACAAGCGUGUGAGCUAAUGAUCAGUGCUCUGGAGUUGGACAAGAACCUUUUCCGGGUGGGACAGAGUAAGGUGUUCUUCCGGGCUGGAGUUUUGGCUCACCUGGAGGAAGAGCGAGACUUGAAGAUCACUGACACUAUCAUCCACUUCCAGAGCGUGGCCCGUGGAUAUCUUGCCAGGAGGGCGUUUCAUAAGAAGCAGCAGCAGCUCAGCGCACUGCGUGUGAUGCAGAGGAACUGUGCUGCGUACCUGAAGCUCAGAAACUGGCAGUGGUGGAGACUCUUCACCAAGGUGAAGCCCUUGCUGCAGGUGACCCGCCAGGAUGAAGAGAUUCAAGCUCGGGAAGCACAACUUCAGAAAGCCAAAGACAAGCUGAGUAAACUAGAGCUUGACUUUUCUGAACUGGACAGAAAAAACCAACAGCUGAUGGAGGAGAAGUCCGUGCUGACUGACCAGCUGCAGGCGGAGGCCGAGUUAUUCGCAGAGGCAGAGGAAAUGAGAGCGCGGCUGGCCAGUCGCAAACAGGAGCUUGAAGAUGUGCUGGGGGAGCUUGAGAGCCGUCUGGAGGAGGAAGAGGAGAGGACCCUUCAGAUGACCAAUGAGAAGAAGCGAAUACAGCAACAUGUGCAGGAUCUGGAGGAACAGCUAGAGGAGGAAGAAGGGACACGUCAGCGCCUCCAGCUGGAGAAAGUCACCCUGGAGAGCAAAGUGAAGAGUCUGGAGGCAGAGACGCUGUCGGCUGGAGAGCAGAGAGACCGAUUCAACAAGGAGAAAAAACAUCUGGAAGAGAGACUGAAUGAAGUGACAGAUCAACUCACAGAAGAAGAGGAGAAGGUGAAGAGUCUUAACAAGCUGAAAAACAAACAGGAAGCUGUCAUUGCUGAUUUAGAAGAGCGUCUGAAGAGGGAAGAGCAGGGCCGUCUGGAACAGGAGAAGUGGAAGAGACGGAUGGAAGGAGAGGCAGUGGAGGCCCAAGAGCAGCUGUCCGACCUGAGCUUACUCGUCACUGAGCUGAGAGGCAGCCUGAGUCAAAGAGAGAAAGAGAUCACCACACUACAGACACGGCUGGAAGAAGAGGGGGCACGUCGUGCAGAGGCUCAGAGAGCCCUGAGAGAGGCCAUGUCUCAGGUCUCUGAGCUCAAAGAGGAAGUGGACAACGAAAAAGGAAUGAGAGAGAGAGCAGAGAAACAGAGGAGAGAUCUGGGAGAGGAGUUAGAAGCUUUGAGGACCGAACUAGAAGAUACAUUGGACACUACAGCUGCUCAGCAAGAGCUCAGGUCUCGCCGUGAGGCUGAAUUAGGAGAGCUUCAGAGAUGUUUAGAGGAGGAGACCCGUCGUCAUGAAGCCCAGCUGUCAGACCUCCGCAUCAAACACACCGCUGCCAUAGACUCCCUACAGGAACAGCUGGACAACACCAAGAGGUCCCGUCAGUCUCUGGAGAAGGCAAAGGCCGUUCUGGAGGAGGAACGCCUGAACCUGAGUGCUGAGCUGAAGACUUUACAGGGAGGGAAGAUGGAGAGCGAGAGGGGCAGAAAGAGAGCAGAGGGACAGCUACAGGAACUCAAUGCACGCCUCGCACAGGCUGAGAGAGAAAGAGAAGAGCGAGAGGAGCGACUCUGUAAACUCCAGUCGGAGCUUGAGUCUCUGUCCAGUUCUCUGUCUUCAUCAGAGUCCAAAUCUCACCGCCUAAGUAAGGAAGUCAACAGUCUGGAGAGCCAACUACACGAUGUGCAGGAGCUACUGCAGGAAGAGACACGGCAGAAGUUGGCACUGGGCUCACGUGUACGUGCUCUAGAGGAAGAGAAAGCUGGAUUAAUGGAAAGGCUAGAGGAGGAGGAGGAGAAGACCAGAGAACUUACACGCCAGAUUCAGAACCACACACAACAGCUGUCUGACCUAAAGAGGCAGACGGAGGAAGUGAAUACAGCGGUGGAGGCCGGGGAGGAGACCAGGAGGAAGAUGCAGAGAGAGCUGGAGAAUGCCAUACAGAGAGAGAGAACCAAAGAAGAAGAGAAAGAACGCAUAGAGAGACAGAAAGAACGACUGAGAGAAGAGAUAGAGGACAUGACAAUUGCUUUGCAGAGAGAAAGACAAAACUGCACUGCUCUGGAGAAACGACAGAAGAAAUUUGAUCAGUGUUUGGCAGAGGAGAAAGCAGUCAGUGCUCGGCUGCUGGAGGAACGGGACCGCGCCGAAGCAGAGAGUCGAGAGAAGGAGACGCGUUUCCUGUCUCUCUCAAGGGCUUUACAGGAAGCAACAGAGCAGAGAGAUGAGCUGGAGAGAACCAAUAAGCAGCUCCGCCUGGAGAUGGAGCAGCUCGUCAAUGCCCAAGAUGACGUGGGCAAAAAUGUUCAUGAGCUAGAACGUUCUCGGCGGGCUCUGGAAACAGAAGCCCAGUCUCUGAAAGAACAGACCCAGGAGCUGGAGGAUGAGCUGUCAGAGGCCGAGAACGCUCGCCUCAGACUGGAAGUCACCCUUCAGGCUCUUAGAGCUCAGUUUGAGAGAGAGAUCAGCACUAAAGAGGAGAAAGGGGAAGAAAAGAGGAGAGCUCUCAACAAACAGGUGCGAGAACUUGAAACAAUGCUUGAGGAGGAGAAGACUCAGAGAGCUCAGGCACUGACUGUCAAAAAACAACUGGAGACAGAGCUGCAAGAGGCAGAGGCUCAGGUGGAAGCAGCCAAUCGGGGCAGAGAGGAAGCUCUUAGACAGAUGAAACGUCUCCAGACUCAGAUGAAGGAGCUUAUUCGUGAACUUGAUGAGACCAAGUUAGCUCGAGACGAGAUUAUUGCCCAGUCCAAGGAUAGUGAGAAACGGCUGCAGACGCUGGAAGCAGAACUAUUACAGCUGACAGAGGAGCUGGCUGUUUCUGAGAGGCAGAAGAGACAGGCCCAACAAGAGAGAGACGAACUGGCAGAUGAAAUUGUCAACAGUACAACUGGAAAAUCUGCAAUGUUGGAAGAGAAGAGACGUCUUGAUGCCAGAAUCACUCAGCUGGAGGAAGAGUUGGAGGAGGAACAAAGCAACGCUGAACUUCUAGCCGACAGGCAGAGGAAGAGCACCUUACAGGUUGAGACUCUUACAGUCCAGUUAUCUGGAGAGAGGACGCUGGCACAGAAGAGUGAGAGCGCACGAGAGACUCUGGAGAGGCAGAAUAAAGAGCUGAAAACUCGUCUCAGUGAAAUGGAGGGGACUGUGAAGGGAAAACAUCGCCUCAGUGUCGCCGCCCUGGAGGCCAAGAUAGAAUCUGUGGAGGAACAACUGGAGCAGGAGAGACAGGAGCGAACCAUGGCCAAUAAGCUUGUGAGGAAAACAGAGAAGAAAUUGAAAGAAGUUCUGAUACAGGUGGAAGAUGAAAGGAGACAUGCGGAUCAGUACAGAGAGCAGUUGGAUAAGUCUAUGGGACGUCUUCGUCAGCUGAAGAGGCAGUUAGAGGAGGUGGAGGAAGAGAACUCUCGCUCCAACGCUCAGCGCAGGAAACUACAGCGAGAGCUGGAGGAAAUGAGUGACAGCAUGCAGAGCAUGAACCGCGAGCUCAACACGCUCCGCUCCCAACUCAGCAUCACAGAACGGCAGAAGUCAGAACAGCGAGCUCCUCUCCCUAUCUCCAUGCGUGCUGGCCGCAGAGCUCUGGUGGAUGACCUUUCUCAGGAGAACUCUGAUUCUGAGGAUCCAGGUGCUUCUCCCACCCCGUCCAGCGGCCCGCCGGGGACCCCCACACCCUCAGACAACGCCCUGGGCCCCCCUCCUCCGUACAGCCUUACAGACGCUGAAUAAGAAGGGGAGAGUGUCAUAGAUGGACAGUUUUCCUGGUUUAACUUACAUAGCUUUUGCAGUCGUACACAUAACAGAACAUCCGUGCUGUCACACAUAACUUGAAACUAGUUAAUGUGAUUUAUUGAUUUUUAAAUGAACGGUUUAGCAUGCAAGAUGGAAAAAGACUGAUGCAGUACUCUCGUAGUACUAUUUAAACCAAGCAAGCAGUGAGUAAAGACUGCAGUUUUUAGAGAAAUAAAUAUCACAUUUCCCAGCAUUCUUUGGGAAAUACAAAUACUGUAUAUGGGUGCAGUAUAUCAGGCUUGUUGUGGCGAAAUUAUGACGGCCAUCUCAAGUUCUCUCUCAAUCAAUCAAAAGCCAUGUGUUUAGGAGAAAUUUGCAUGUCGAUGGCAAUCGAAGGCCAUCGGGUAUUACGCAGAUGAUCCACGAUCAGGCUAAAACGCGUCAUCUGUGCUCGCACAAGCCAUCAAACCCUCAAAGCACUCGGAAACUUUCUCUCUCUCACUAAAAUAAUGUAAGGUUUUAAGAAAUUGAGAGUUGAAAAGGAUCAAGGAUGUCUCUUCAGUAUUUUAGAAUAUCUCUGUGCUUAAAUUUUUAAAAGCGAUAGUUUACUUCGGAUAAAUAGACAACAGUGCUUUUUGUUCAACGUAAUUAGGCAGAGACGAUGAUUAUGGAAGCCUGUUUCCACCUCAGUAAAGAAGAAAAAAGUAAGGCGACAAGUUUGUUUCUUUAUAGUUGCAAUUUUAUAACUUAUAUCUCAAAAUGUGACUACAUCCCACAUUGUGAUUUUAAAUCUCGCCGUUGGGACUUUACAUCGCGAGUUUCCACUAACUGUUAAAAUUAAAUAAAAAUUUUACCUAAUGUCUUUCUAUCAUGCAGUAUGACGUUACGGGCCAGAUUUACUAAACCGGUAAAAUUAGAGUUAGAGAGCAAUUCCUUAAAAGUGCAGAUGAGCUUUUGUCACUUUAUGUCGCUGUUAUCUUUUUUUAUUUUUUACUCUGAGGUAAAAAGGGGCUUCCAUAGAUGGCAUUUUAAACGCACAAAGUUACGAUUGUACAAGUGAGAAAGAGAAAAAUGCUUUAAAUUAAAUUAAUAUGCUACAAAUUUGAGCCGUCCAUUAUAGCUUUUACAUCUUAGCCAUAACCUGACCAUAAGAAUAAGAAAAAAAAAAGGAGGAUACAGGAAGAAAAAAAAACACAUAAAAGGUCAAAAAGAUACCGGACUUAUAGCAGAAAACAAAAGAAGAGCAGCCAAAGCUGACAGAUUUCACCUCCAUGUAGAUUUAACGGUAACAAUUCUUAGAUAUUUGAAAAUAUACCUGCUGUGAUCUCAUUCAGACUUUAGUCAUCGGUUCACCUCCCUGUUAAGUUCAGGGUAAGCUCUGUUCUGCAGAUCGAACCCUCUUAGAUACUGUGUGUAGAUAGUUAGGUAGCUCUAAAGGGACGCUUUUGUUAGUAGUGACUUAGAUAGGUAGUUAGGAUUUCUUAAUUUAUGUCUUAACACAUCCGCUCCAGUUUCAGACUACUGACUCGUUGUCAUUUUUAUCAGAUAAGAGAAUUCCAGUAUGCAGUCUAUUUAUUUUGUUUUGUAUUGAUUUUUUUUUUUUUUUUUCGUCUGCACAUAGACAUGUCACGGUUGUAUAGUUUGCAAUCUUAAGUGAAAAUAAGGCGAUAGAGAAUUUGAGGGCAAGGAUGGGUUUACACUCGGUCAGAAACACUGGACAGAAUAAAACAAUAAACACGUUCACUAAAUAAGCUGCAGUGGACCUCGAAUAACUCAAAUAACACAUCCGUCAAUAUGGUUUCGACACUGGGAAAGAGCGAGAAGUCUGUUAUCAAGAUUUCUAUGUCAUGGUGUGAACUUGGAAGACAUGAACAUAUAUAAUAUCUUGCCUAGUUUUCCCAGGGGUUGAAGGCUGCUAGUUAUUACUUCUCUCAUAUCGAUGUAACUUUUUUUAAUCAAAAGGACAUAUUGUAUUUUUGUUUGAUUGUUUGUUCGUUCGUUCAUUUUUGAAUGUGGUAAAUAUUUAUGGAUCAAAGCGUUUGUUACACACAAUCCGGGGCAUAUGGAUGACUAAAGGGACGUUAUUUUAGCUGUGUGCAUGUCAGCGGUGCCUGUAGUAUCUGAAGAAAAUACAUUGAAAAUCAGUGAAAUAAUGAGAACGAGGUCUGGAAUUUGAUAAAUAAAUUGCAAUAUUAGUCUCCCUGAACAGCAACCCGACUCGUAGAUACUGUUUAGAGUGCAGUUGUUGAUUGGGUUUUUUUUUUAUUGAUGAAUUCACGACAAACGAAAGUUUCCUUAACCUUCACUAUACAUAAGUCUCUGAUAUUAUCAUUCAGAUAUUGUACGGUGAUGAGCAUUUUAAUGCACUGCUCUUGACUUACACACGCUAGUUUUUCAAAACGAUAACAGUGUUAACUGUGAAGAAUAAUCGUCUGUCACCAUUGAGUAUUAGAACAUAUUUAAAAUCUGUUCAGCCUGUGAAAUUACAAUUUGAUUCCCCGAUGCACUGAAGAGUUUAUUACACUGUUAUUACUGCAGUUAUUACUACCUGUGUGGUUCAGCAACAGUAUCUGUCCAAUAAAUCGGAAAGCAGGGUUUUCGUAUUAGAUCAUCUCUGUACGUAAAAUGUCUGUAAUAGGUUAUAUAGAUCACAUUUUGAUACUUGAAUUGUUUUAUUUGCCCCGAUAAUGUAUUAUUUCGUGUAUUUUGUUUUUUUUUGUUUUAAAUACUGAUCUCUAGAAUCAAGAUGGAAUUGUAUUUAGUUGAAAAAUGUUGACUGAAAGGGUCAGGAAAAGGAUAGGAGCCAAAAGACUUGAGCCUUGUACAACAGAUUGUUUUUAUUCUGCGUAUUUGUCCGUGUUCCUAAAUUACAUCUGCCUAUAAUCUGACUGUUUGCCUUUCAAGAAACUCAACAGUGCUGCUAAAAAUGUGGUUCGUCACUGAUAAAUGAGUCGUUUAAUUUAUUUGUACAUUCAACAGACAGAUUUGCAGAGCCGUUCAAAGUCAAAAAAAUCCAUUUGGAGAGCAUUCGAAUUCGUAUUUCUCUGAAUCCUAAAUUCUGGUUUAAUAAAUGAGCCUUGUUAUACUGAACCUGCGCUUUAUAAUGCAGCUUUAAAGCGGUGUGAGAUGAAUGGAAAUAGCUGAGAAUAUGUAUGAAAAGGAAUUAAAACUCCAGCUGAGAUACAUGUUUGUAUCCGAAGUGAUUCUGAAGAGGACUGUGUGCUUUUCUUUUGCAUUUGUGGAACUUGAAUUUUUAACCAUGUUGUUUAUUUGAUCUUUUGCUUUAUUUUGCUAUAAUGACGAAUUGAGACUGGGGUGAAUUUUAAUAUACCAUUGGUUUUGAAA
Messenger RNA from Puntigrus tetrazona (Sumatra barb), 9690 nucleotides. RefSeq names its product myosin, heavy chain 14, non-muscle (gene myh14). The transcript has 45 exons. The record is from RefSeq and is a predicted model, not a curated record. Gene Ontology annotation, cellular component: myosin complex. The coding region runs from base 160 to 6342 and encodes 2060 amino acids. NCBI's taxonomy places the organism in Eukaryota, Metazoa, Chordata, Actinopteri, Cypriniformes, Cyprinidae. Gene Ontology annotation, molecular function: ATP binding; cytoskeletal motor activity; actin filament binding.